AUGGACUACGAUUCUAGUGAAGAAGAAGAGAUCCUCACUGUGCUGAUGUGCUCAGCCAUCGUGUCAGUGCUGGCAGAGCGGAAACCUUCAAAGAAGAACAGGUGGUGGUGGGUGCGACCGUCCCUUCGCUCGCGAGAUGUUGCUGGCCACGCAAGCCGCCUGCUUCCCGACCUGCGCUCACACGAUGAGGAGUAUUUCCGAGACUUCCUGCGAAUGCCGCCAAGAACUUUUGACACUUUGCUAGAGCUGCUGCGUCCCGCCAUCUCGAAGCAGGACACUAACUACCGGCCUGCAAUUUCGGCGCACGAUCGCUUGGCCAUGACCAUUAGGCGAGACGCAGAGCGACGUGGCCUUCUGGCAGGAAGGUCCACAGUCUCCCCUAGAGUGGCGGAGGUCACUCAGGCCCUUCGGCUUGUACUCGAGCCACUGUACCUCCAGCACCCUUCAACGGCAGAUGAGUGGAUGAAGAUAUCACAGGGGUUUCACGAGAGGUGGAAUGUCCCUCACUGCCUUGGAGCAAUUGACGGAAAGCACGUGAACAUAGAGUGCCCUGCUAACUCCGGGUCCGUGGACUUCAACUACAAACGUUCCUUCAGCAAGUCGCUGCUUGCUGUGUGUGAUGCUCAAUACAGGUUCAUAUACGUGGAAGUUGGGCACCCUGGAAGCGAGAGUGAUGGCGGGAUUUUCUCCCGCUCCACUCUUCAAAAGAAUGUUUUGCUGGGGGCACUGGGCUUGCCACCAAUGAGUCCUGUUGGCAACGAGGGUCCUCUCCCAUAUUUCUUCAUUGGUUAUGAGGCCUUCCCGCUGAAGGAGUAUAUGAUGCGGCCCUACCCAAGACGGAGUAAGUUAAGAGUGUAUGAAUGAAAUGCUUAGUUC
Rhipicephalus sanguineus (brown dog tick) is the source of this 876-nucleotide messenger RNA. RefSeq lists its product as uncharacterized. Lineage: Eukaryota; Metazoa; Arthropoda; Arachnida; Ixodida; Ixodidae. The transcript is spliced from 5 exons. Bases 1 to 864 code for a protein of 287 amino acids. The record is from RefSeq and is a predicted model, not a curated record.